AUGUCCGCUUUUGCCAAAAAGUUCUUCAACGUUGCAUCGCUCCCUUUCAGUUUUGCGUUGCCGUUUUUUAGAAUGGUGUCUAACGGAAGCUCACCUUCCCAUCUUGACGAUGCUACCGCAGCUCUGAUACUGCCAGGCGAAGUGAAAAUAUUUGCCCCAACCAAUGCUGUCUUUACCCAUCCAGCUAUGAUAGCUCUUGAAGCAGGCCGUACCUGGGCCCGGCAAGUGAUAAAGACUCGUGUGUGCGUGCAAGAGACAAUACCUGUGAAAAGGUUGUGCAAUCUGAAAGUGGUGGACCUGAAGAGGGUUCUGGAAGAGGCUGAGCUCGAGAUGACGGGAUUGAAGGCGACGUUGGAAAGAUCCAGAGAAUUUGAGGUUUCAGGAUCCGUCGACACUGAGUUGAUCCUAUCAGCCUUGAAGACUGGACGACGCUCUCCAGGAAGAGAACCAGGUCAUGUCGAAGGAGAUGAAGGAGGAGGACCAGGACCUUUUCUAGACGGUGGCCGACAGCACCAGUGUGCUGAAGGGGGUGAACCAGGUCCUGUCGCUUAUGCUGAUCGAGGAAAACCAGGCCCUCUCGCAGAUGCUGAAGGAGGAGAAAAACCGGGCGACACCAGUUGCGCCCUCCAGAAUGGAAACCAGGCCUUCUCGGAGAAGAUGGACCACGUCAAACGGGACGAAUUCACCAUUGGGUUAUCUGAGACGACGAGGAAGUCGAACAGAUGUUUGCUGAACGAGACGCGUACCUCCAACAAACGUUUUCUGAGCGAGGCGCGCAACUGCGAAGACUUGAGGAGCAGGAAAAGCAAACUAUCUGCUUGGAUCACCGGGUAUGCCAUGGUUAUAAGUCAACCAAAGUGA
Molecule: messenger RNA, 861 nt
Organism: Acanthoscelides obtectus
Lineage: Eukaryota; Metazoa; Arthropoda; Insecta; Coleoptera; Chrysomelidae
Source: the annotation of a GenBank genome assembly